AUGUUUUCUGCUGCUGCUCUCUACCCAAGUAUCAUCUCUUCAACAUACCUGGACCUACUUGGUCUCACUUUUUUGGCCUCCCUGGACCCCUUCAGUGUCAAGACUUCAGCCUCCUGGGAACUCUUUAAAAUCCCCUUUUCAGAUUCUUUGGAUUUAUCCAGUCUGAGCUCUUCAUCCUCUGUUGAGUUCUCCAGUCUCACUUCAUCGUCUCUGGACCUUUCAAGUCUCCCAUCUUCAGCCUCCUCAGAUUUCUCCAGUAUCUCCUCUUCAAUCUCGUUAGAGCUCUCCAGUCUCACCUCUUCAGAUUCCUGGGAGCGCUCCAGUUUCUCCUCUUCCAUUUCACUGGACCUAUCAAGUCUCACUUCAUCAGGCUCUCUGGAUCAAUCUGGUGACAGUUCUUCCAUCUCCUUAGAUCUCUCAAGUGUCACCUCUAUAUCCUCCACAGAUUUCUCCAGUCCUACUACUUCACUCUCUCUAGACCUCUCCACUCAUACGUCUUCGUCCUCCACGGAUGUUUCCAGUCACACCUCCUCAGCUUCCUUGAACUUUUCCUGUACAAUCCCUCCAUCCUCACCAGGCAUCUCAGAGAACAGCUCCUCGACCUCUUCAGAGUCACUAGACCUCACUGAUUUUAACUAUUUCCUGUUUCAGCGCUCCUCUGAAUUGUCCUCAUCGACCUCUCAGGAUGUUUCCAAUCUCAUCUCUACACCCUUUCUGGAUGUCUCCAAUCUCACCUUUCAGGAUGCUUCUUCCCUCACUUCCCCAGUUUCUAUGGACAUGUCUAAUCUCACACCCUUAGUUCCCCCAGACCUCUCCACGCUCACAUUCCUGGAUGUUGCUAAUCGCAACGCUUCAGCUUCCCUUGACCUCUGCAUCUAACCCCCCUCACACAGCCCCUCUCCCUGCAACCUCUCUCUGUCUUUCUGAACUCUCCCCCUUUAUGUGCUCUCUCCUAAGUUCUCUCUCUGAAAAUUCCUAUCUGAGGAAAUUUUAGGGCUUUCCAAACAUCUCCUGGCAUCUGAACAGAACUGGGCAUGGAAACAGGUCGUACAGAUCUAUACUGGUGCCUUGUAACAGCUGCAGAAACACCAAUAUAUAGUCUGGAUUUUUUGUAGACCACAGUUUCUGUCCCUGAUCUGAUUUCCAGUCUGCCUCAGCAUGGCUGGUACCACUCCCAAAGGUUAAACUUUUUCAAUUCAUGCUGAAUUUUUAUCUGUCAGGACCAACAAACAGUAAAUAGAGAUGAAUGGGCAAAUAAUUGCAUAUCUCCAUUAUGGAUUAGUCAUACAUCUCCAUUAUGGAUUUAAAUCUGACUUAAUUUCACACAAUUGCAGGUGGAGGCAUUUCACAGGGAGGUACAGAGAGAAAAGAUAAUUGUGGAGAAAAAAGCAGGUGAGAGACAGGAGGUAGGGAGAGGACUCAGAGAAGGUGUGGGGCAGGAACAGAGGGAUACAGAGCUGGAAGAAAAAUGUCCAAUACUGCUAUUUUGGCCCGGGGUGCCCAUGAGGCUUAAAAUAAUCUUACUGCUAAUUAUUUUACCUAUCAAAUCAUCAGAUGUUGCCAUUAAAGCAGCAUUUAUAUGUAACAUCCCCUUUAUCAACAUAUGUAAGUACUGCAGUUACCUGUCUUGCAUCCAGUGUGCUGCUUAGGUAGCAGAGAGCGGCUUCCCUUUGGUGCUGUCUUGUAUCUUUUUGUUGUCACUGCUGUAGUUGGGGUUUAGAAACCAAAAUAUGUUCCCUUUCAAUAUCAUAACGCUGGCACCUUUCUGGGCUAAAAAGGCAGAAACAUAUUUGUCAUAGCAAGUAUUUUUUCAAUGAUUUAAUUUUUGCAAGUUGGAAGACUUUGUUCCAAUACGCCAUGUCUGUCUCAAAAUUAGGAUAAUUAUGACUCAUACAAAAAUAAAUAAGGAAAUAAGUGCAUGAAAUAAAAAUUAUUUUCUGCCUCCUUUACACUAGUUGCUUCUUUAAAAUUAAGUAUGAACGCUUGCAAGACAUGAAUUUAAGAAAUUAACCCCAAAUUCAGUAGGAGCAGAUAUGUUUAGCAGUUUAAAAAAAAAAAAAAACAAAAAUCACAGGUUAUUGGACCAGAUCUUACUGCCAUAUGCUGUCCUGCAGAAAGACUGGAAGAUAUUUGGUGAAGAGUUGUUCUUUUUGUUCUGGUAACUCUGUCCUGACCAUGUGUGGUUUGUUUAUUGCAAUGGUUCUGGACUAAAUGAGAUCUCUUAAUAAAGUUGAAAGUUACCCUGCGCUUUAAAAA
Manacus vitellinus (golden-collared manakin) is the source of this 2256-nucleotide messenger RNA. RefSeq lists its product as uncharacterized. The coding region runs from base 1 to 879 and encodes 292 amino acids. NCBI's taxonomy places the organism in Eukaryota, Metazoa, Chordata, Aves, Passeriformes, Pipridae. The transcript has 3 exons. The record is from RefSeq and is a predicted model, not a curated record.